ACACCCUACACCCCAUACCCCCUAUCCCAUACCCCAUACACCCCAUACCCCACACCCCAUACACCCUCUACCCCAUACCCGACAACACCCCACACACCCCAUACCCCACACACCCCAUACCCCACACCCCACACCCCAUAUCCCACACCCCAUACACCCCACACC
Pezoporus occidentalis (night parrot) is the source of this 165-nucleotide messenger RNA. Its product is annotated as nematocyst expressed protein 4-like. NCBI's taxonomy places the organism in Eukaryota, Metazoa, Chordata, Aves, Psittaciformes, Psittacidae. The annotation marks the transcript as partial. The record is from RefSeq and is a predicted model, not a curated record. The transcript has 2 exons.